Messenger RNA from Phasianus colchicus (ring-necked pheasant), 4665 nucleotides. RefSeq names its product X-linked inhibitor of apoptosis (gene XIAP). Lineage: Eukaryota; Metazoa; Chordata; Aves; Galliformes; Phasianidae. The record is from RefSeq and is a predicted model, not a curated record. Gene Ontology annotation, cellular component: nucleus; cytoplasm. Gene Ontology annotation, molecular function: cysteine-type endopeptidase inhibitor activity involved in apoptotic process; ubiquitin protein ligase activity. Gene Ontology annotation, biological process: positive regulation of protein ubiquitination; regulation of cell cycle; negative regulation of apoptotic process.
GGAGCCGAGAGGCUGCCGGGAGCCGCCAUUUUCUCAACGCGCGGCGCCGGAGCGCUUCCCUCAGCCGGGGUCGGUGAGGAAGGAAUUUGAAGGAAGAGCCCUACGAAGAGAUGACGUGCAACGGCCCAGAUAGCUCCGAACCUGGUGCCACUCCAGCCACUGAUGGCGACCAGGAGUGGACCCAGGAACACAACCGACUAGGAACCUUUGUGGAGUUUCCCCCUGACUGUCCAGUUUCAGCAUCAACACUUGCUCGAGCUGGCUUUGUUUAUACUGGAGAAGGUGAUAAAGUCAAGUGCUUCAGUUGCCAUGCGACUGUUGAAGGAUGGCAGCCCGGGGAUUCUGCGGUUGACAGACACAAAAACCUUUCCCCAGAUUGCAGAUUUAUUACUCAGUCUGCUUUUUUGGAAAAUAACGUACAUCCUCUUGUGCAGAGCCACCGGCAUAGGACUGAAAAUGGCUCCAGCAAUUUAGCCCUCUCAUCUGCUCUGGAGGAUUUGUCUGAUGUGGAGGCAGAUUACCUGCUGAGAACUAGGCAGGUUGUGGACAUGUCUGAUACUUUGUAUCCUAAAAACCCUGCUAUGUGCAGUGAAGAAGCCAGGCUGAAGUCCUUUCACAAUUGGCCCCCCUAUGGCCUAUUGACGCCAAAGGAAUUAGCUAGUGCAGGACUCUACUAUACAGGUGUUGGUGAUCAAGUCGCGUGUUUUUGUUGUGGUGGGAAACUGAAAAACUGGGAGCCUGGUGAUCGAGCUUGGUCUGAGCACAAGAGGCAUUUUCCCAAAUGUUUUUUUGUCCUGGGUCGGGACGUUGGAAAUGUUUCAACUGAAUCUAUUUGUGCUGAGCUUGGGAGAAGCUGUCUAAACAACGAGCAGCAUCCAAGGAAUCCAUCCAUGGUAGAAUAUGAAAGGAGGAUACAAACAUUUCUAACUUGGAUAUAUCCUGUUAACAAGGAACGUCUUGCUGAAGCAGGGUUCUACAGCACAGGUAAUGGCGAUCACGUUGUGUGCUUCCACUGCGGUGGAGGAUUGCAAGAAUGGAAGGAAAAUGAAGACCCGUGGGAUCAACAUGCCAAGUGGUUUCCUGGGUGCAAGUUCUUGAGAGAGGAAAAGGGACUAGAAUUUAUAAAUAAUGUUCACUUAAGAGAUGGAUGUAGGGAUUCAACAAUAGAAGCUGCUGAAGUUACAAUACUUCCUAAAGAUGACCUCUUACAGAAUCAGUUGGUACAGAAUGCCAUACACAUGGGUUUCAGUUUGUCUGAGAUUAGGAGCAUUAUGGAAAAGAAGCUGCACAUGUCUGGAGAAAGCUAUACAUCUGUUGAGGAUCUGGUAGCAGACUUAAUAAGUGCUCAGAAAGAAAAUAUAAAGGGAGAACCACCAAAAGAAAGCCCACUUGAGCAAGAUCUCAGUAUUGAAGAGAAGUUAAGACGCUUGCAGGAAGAGAAGCUCUGUAAAAUCUGUAUGGCUAAAGACAUAUCGGUAGUCCUCAUUCCCUGUGGUCACCUGGUUGCUUGUAAGGAAUGUGCUGAAGCAGUUAAUAAAUGUCCUCUGUGUUGUACAAAUAUUAUCAAAAGACAGAAAAUUUUUAUGUAUUAGUGAAAUGUACAGUAGUGUGGAUGUAACUGCUCCCUGCUUUAUUUCUUUAAACGUGUGUAAUGCGACAACAGACGGUUGGGUGUUCACCAGUCUAGCACACGCUUAUGGUGCAUCUCACUUUGGAGAUAAUGUAAACAGUAAAGCUUUAAUCAACACCCUGAAAAAUGAGUUGACUGUCAGAAGCUGCUAGAUUUUUGUUUAGAGCACUCGUAUUCUACUGCCUCCUUAGUGCUCUCCUUACUUCUUGUGCUUUUACUUUGAAGUUGUGAUUUAAAAUAACUGUUACUCUAUUUUCAGAUCUGUUUGUGUUCACACUUCUACUAAUCUUCUGUGAAUACAGGAAUUAAAUACAUAUACAAUCUUUCAGGAAAUGGCAUAGGAAAACUGGGUGUUUUGAUUGAGUAGCACUGAUGCUGUGGUUUUUUUCCCCCACUAACAAGUUUGAGAAAUCAGACUAUAUAAAUAGCGGGAAAAAAUCUACUUUUUAUAGACUGUGUUUCUACUAAUUACCAUUUGCUCAGCUCAUUUAUCAAAAAUAGACCUGCUUAAUUUUCUCUUCUAGUGGGACCAAGGGUAACAGCUUCAUCAGAGGAAAUAAAUUGAUUUAGGGUAAUUUUUAUGUUGCUAUUUUGAAUAUUCAGAUAUCCAAAUAGAUUUUCUGGGGUUAAAAUUCUUACUGAUUCGUUAGAUGCUACGUGAAGGACUUCAUUUUAUGCAUCUUAUCCCCUACUAAUCUAGUGUUUCUAGUUUGAAAAACAUCAGCUAAAAUACCUUUUCAUUUUAUUCUUGUCACUUGCCUAUCUUAAGAAUAAAAUAACAUCAGUAGGAGUAGCUUUGCUAUAGGUUCUGUCUUCUAGCUACGAUUGUCUGUGUGCUACUUUGUAGGUCAGUAAUUAGAUGCCUUUACUGCCACUGAAGGAUGUCUAUCUGUCUUGUCAUUCUUGUUUACACUUGUAAGCCUCUGUAACCGGUCUCAAAUAAUAAUUAACAGGCUAAACAAACACGAGCAACACAGGAACUAGCUCUGAAUAGUGUUGGUUUUCUUCUCCUUUCUUCUUAGAUUGACAAGUUAGCAACACCCUUGGAAUUAAUGGACCCUUUUAAAACUGCUCUAAGCUUUAAAAAUACCAUAACUGCCUCUGGAUAUCUGUGACUAACGAAAGAUGGAAACUGUAACUGAUGUUAAUCAUGAUGUUAAUCAGAACACUCAUUCUUAAGUUCAUUUCAUGUGCCACCUACAGACAUAAAAAUGCAGACAAUCCUAGGGUGUAAUCACCUGGCUGUAUUUAAGUUUUUCUGCUGUCAAACUACAUGUAUUUAAAUAUUCUUAACAUUUUUCUUAAUUGAGUUUUUCUACAUCAAAUCCAAUACUGAAAGGCAAGUAGAAGCCAAUGACUUCUGGUAGGUCCACUUCAUAGACCUGGUUUGGCAAAGCCUAAGCAAUGCAGAGCUUUAUUUAUGUCAUCGUUCCUUUGUUUCACUGUGGAGAGACUCUGUGUAGCUGAAGUUUAUGCAAAUAGAGUUGUUAUAAAAUCAGGCCCUCUAUAAGACGUGUACAUGCUCAUUUUUGAAAUUCUGACUCUUAUUUGUAUGUAUUUCAACUCAGGUUCUAGCAUCUCAAAAACGCGGUCUGAUUGAAAAUGUUAGCUCUGUAGCUUUGGUUGUGACAUGAUUCAGAGAAUGUGUAAACCUGCUGCUGAAAGAUUUUAGAUUGUUACUACUUUGCCAGUUUUUCUGUUGUGAUCAAUAGUUCCUGUAUCCUCACUCACUGUUUCUGUGUAAGUAAGCCUCAGAACCCUGGUUUUAGCCUUCUGCUUUUCUCAACACGUCCCUCUUGUAUACAAAUGUCAUUCCUUACAAGUGAACUCGACAGAAAUGAAGGAUAUUCUGCAUACCUCGUGCCCUUCAUUAUGACAGGAGCUAGCUUAUGAGACAUUCAGUGUACGUUUGUCUCACGUUUCUAACAUUUAGCAUCAUCCUAACUUAUUUUUUCUGCUAGUGUUUUAAGUAUAGCUGGUUUACAGUAACACUAAUUAUGUGACUUCCUAUUUAUGUGGGUAUACUAAUCUGUUUCUGUUUAUACAGAAAUUUUAUCUUGGGUCCUACACACUGAGUAAUAUAUUUGAUUAAUGAUACUUUAUAAAGAAUAUAUAGUUUUUCACACAAUGAAGGUUUUAAAUGCAAUAUACAGAAAUGUAAUGUCUCUAUUUUUUGUUAGAUAUUUGCUAUGAUUAUAUGAGAUUUCAUAGAACUGACAUGUUGCUCCAGUGCAAUUUUGUGUGUAUUUAAAAUAAAGUGCAAUCCAGUUGUUCUCGGAGUAGCGUGUUUGAUUCUUACAUGCAAAAGAAAUAACAGAAGGUUGGAUUCUUUUGCUUUUUUCUUUUGUCACUCAACUGUUCCUAAUUUAACAUGAGUGUUAGUACGGAUGGGAAGUAUGUUUUAGGUUGAAGGGAAAUAAUAUUUGAUUUGUAUGUGUUAAAAUUUGUUGCUUUUUUUUUUUUUUAAUAUUCAUUUAGCUACUUUUUGUAAUAAAUUGGAAUUUGGUUCCCAGGAAUUGAGUAGAAACUUCAUAAAGAACUCAGCACUAGGAUUUAUGUUCCUCUUCUGGGAAAAAAUAAAUAUAUCAUUCCGGUAAGAAAGGUUUUGGUUUUGCUUUUUUUUCCCCCCCUGACUUUUUGAAGAGCUUGGUGUUUGAGAACUCAUGCAUACGGGGCUUUUUCAGGAUUGAUGCGGGUUGGCAGUUCUGGCAGCCUUGUCUCUAGCUCCCAUUUUCACAUACAGGGAGGGCCUGUGUUAACUUGCAAGGGAAACUAAAGUGGGGGGUGUUGGCACAGGAGCUAAUAUAUCUACCUGAAAUAGCAUGUUUGGUUAUUGGUGCAAACCAGGUUAUGCUGCCUUGCUUAAGCAGAUGGUUUGUUACCUAACCCUGACCUAAGUCACGUGAGAGACUGAAUGAGCUGGAUCUGGCUUACAGCCUGCAACUUUUGCCAUGUCACUAGACAAAAGUAUUUGGGAAGAGGCUGACCAAAUUCUGUUUAGAACUGUUCCAGAACAAAAUCCUAGCAGGGAGGUG